AUGUCCGUCGAACUCCAACCAGCCGAGCUGGGCUUCAGACGCCCCUUCAAUCACGAAGUCAGCGAGGUGCUUAAGGUGACCAACGUCAACGAUGCUCCUGUUGCUUUCAAAGUCAAAACAACCGCUCCCAAGCAAUACUGCGUGCGACCAAACUCCGGCAUCAUUCCGCCCCAUGAAAGCGUCGAAGUACAAGUUCUACUCCAAGCCAUGAAGGAAGACCCCCCUCUAGAUGCAAAGUGCCGCGACAAAUUCCUCGUCCAAUCCGUCCUUACGUCUCCCGAUCAAGACUCAAACGUCACGACGCUCUGGCAGACGGUUGAAAAAACAUCCAAGAGCAGCAUACAGGAGAGAAAGAUUCGUGUCAACUUCCUCCCUCCGUUCGAUGCGACGCCGAAUGGCACAUCUUCCCAUGAAGAUCAUCCUCCCGCAUAUUCCUCGCCCAGUCCUAAGUUCGGAUCUCCCGCCCCCGAAUCGUCUGCUGGCGGGUCAUUCGUAGACAGCGCAAAGAAUAUGGCUACGAAUGCCGCUGAGGCAUCUGGCUUGACCGGCGCCGCCGCUGCCGUUUCCAACGCCGUCCCGACCUCAAGCGAGGAACUCAAGGAACAGUUAGCAGCAGCCAAAGCCCAGAUCAAACAGCUGAGCAGCCAACUCCAGGAUCCAAAGCUGCGACAACGAAAGAUGCAAGAAGCAAACGACAAAGUUCAGAGCGUGGUUCAGCAAAGCCACGAAACUGGGGUGCCUUUGCAGAUCGUCGCGGGUCUGUGUCUGAUCAGUUUCCUAAUUGCUUACCUAUUCUUCUGA
Molecule: messenger RNA, 801 nt
Organism: Capronia coronata CBS 617.96
Lineage: Eukaryota; Fungi; Ascomycota; Eurotiomycetes; Chaetothyriales; Herpotrichiellaceae
Exons: 5
Coding region: 1-801 (266 amino acids)
Biological process (GO): endoplasmic reticulum membrane organization
Cellular component (GO): plasma membrane; endoplasmic reticulum membrane
Molecular function (GO): FFAT motif binding
Source: RefSeq, a predicted model, not a curated record